AUGGCAUUGCUGGAUGCCGUGGUGCAUCCGUCCCAACCCCAAGGCCAUUUCGGCUACGGGCACAGGGACUGCUCCUACGGGCCACCUUUUUUGUCAGAUGCGACCGGCGGCUAUGGAGAUAGCCAUGUACCGUACGCCGGCGACUGGGACCCCUUCCUGCUCGCUUCCCUCGUGCACAAUGCCGAGGAGUGGGGGCAGGUGGUGGGCUUCAAUAAGGCCUCGCCGGAGCGCGAAGUGGCGCUGUCGUCGGCCAUUGAGCCGCCACCAUCAUCGCCGGUCACGAGGACGACCAAGAGAAAGAGGAGACGGGCCAAGGUCGUCAAGAACGAGGAGGAGAUGGAGAGCCAGCGGAUGACUCACAUUGCCGUUGAGCGGAACCGCCGCCGGCAGAUGAACGAGUACCUCGCCGUGCUCCGCUCCCUGAUGCCACCGUCCUAUGCACAAAGGGGCGAUCAAGCGUCGAUUGUUGGGGGAGCAAUCAACUACGUGAGGGAGCUUGAGCAGCUGCUCCAAUCCCUUGAGGUGCAAAGGAGCCUAAAGGAGCACACCGGCAAAAGCAAACCGUCCAAUCCCUUUGCUGCUUUCUUCAGCUUUCCACAGUACUCCUCCGCUUUCUCUGCUUCCCGCAGCGGCGCCGGCGACCGCACCAUCAAGGAGGACUCGUCGACGUCCGACGGGAGCUCCCUGUCACUGUCGUCAGUAACCGCCGACAUUGAAGCAAGCAUGGUGGAUGGACACGCCAGCGUCAAGGUUCAGGCCGCGCGGCGGCCAAGGCAGCUGGUGAGGCUGGCGGCCGGCCUCCAGCAGCUCGGCCUCACGACCUUGCAUCUCAACGUCAGCACGGCUGAUACCAUGGUCAUGUACGCCUUCAGCCUCAAGGUUGAGGAUGAAUGCAAGCUCGGCUCUGUGGAGGAGAUUGCAGCUGCAGUGCAUGAGAUUCUGGGGAGGAUUCAGGAGGAGGCUGGCUUUAGCUAG
Miscanthus lutarioriparius is the source of this 975-nucleotide messenger RNA. The record is from the annotation of a GenBank genome assembly. Lineage: Eukaryota; Viridiplantae; Streptophyta; Magnoliopsida; Poales; Poaceae.